CUAAUCCCUCUUCUCUCUCUCGAUCGAUCUCUCAGUCUCACCCAUCCCUCCCUCCCUGGCUUUUUUACCCCUCACGGGCCGCACGCUGCCUCGCUCCCUCCGACCGACCGCCACACCACCACCCCCCACCCCUCUUCUCUCUCUCUCUCUCUCUCUCUCUCCACAUCCCCAUCGUCUCUCACCGCGUUGCUGCUGCUGCUGCCGCCUCGGCCACCGCGCGCCCGCCCGCGCGUCGCACGCAGCUUCUUCCUCUUCUUCUUCUUCCCCACCCUCUCCACCCGAUGCGGCGGUCGGCGCCGCGCUGCUGCUGCUGAUGCGGGCGGUGGUGAAGAGGCGACGAGGGGGAGAGCGCGGGCGCUGCUGCGGCUAUUGGAGAUCCGGGGCUUCGUGCGAUUAGUGGGGUCGUGUGACCCCACGGGACCCAAAGUGGAUCCAUUUCGACGGGGAUGGAAUCUGGGAGUGAGUUCUAUGCGGGCGAAGGUCUCCAGAUCGACCCCAAGUGGCUCAUCGACCCAAAGCUUCUCUUUGUUGGGCCACGGAUUGGCGAAGGUGCACAUGCAAAGGUCUACGAGGGGAAGUACAAGAACCAAAAUGUUGCCAUCAAGAUUGUGCACAAGGGGGACACCCCUGAGGAGAUGGUCAAGAGGGAGGGGAGGUUCUUGAGAGAGGUGACUAUGCUGUCAAGGGUGCAGCACAAGAACCUUGUCAAGUUUAUCGGGGCUUGCCUUGAGCCUGUCAUGGUGGUGGUAACUGAGCUACUAGUGGGGGGCUCUUUGCGCAAGUACUUGGUUGGCCUUCGGCCUAGGAGCCUGGAGCCUCGUGUAGCUGUUGGAUUUGCGUUGGAUAUUGCUCGAGCCAUGGAAUGUUUGCAUGCGCACGCGAUCAUUCAUCGUGAUCUUAAACCUGAGAACUUGCUGUUGACCGCAGACCAGAGAACAGUCAAGCUUGUUGACCUUGGUUUAGCAAGAGAAGAGACAUUAACAGAGAUGAUGACUGCAGAGACAGGAACAUACCGUUGGAUGGCUCCAGAGUUGUACAGCACAGUGACAUUGAGGCAUGGAGAAAAGAAGCAUUACAAUCAUAAAGUAGACGUUUAUAGCUUUGCAAUUGUGUUAUGGGAACUCCUUCACAAUAGACUGCCCUUUGAGGGCAUGUCUAACCUGCAAGCUGCUUAUGCUGCUGCUUUCAAGAACAUUAGACCUAGUGCAGAUAAUUUGCCUGAGGAGCUAUCAGAAAUCCUAACAACCUGCUGGAAGGAAGAACCCAAUGAGAGACCGAACUUCACGCAGAUCGUACAAAUGCUUCUGCAUUACCUUUCCACCCUUUCGCCACCAGAACCUCUGGCUCCGCCUCGGACGUUCAGUUCAGAGAAUGCAAUCUUGCCUCCUGAAUCUCCUGGGACAAGCUCCCUAAUGGCUUCUCGAGGCGACCUCGGCGACACACCGAAGGGCAAGAUGGAAGACAAGCCAAGGGGGUUCUUUUUCUGCUUCAGCCAGUGCUAUUAGCACAGAACAAAGGAAACUCCCCUGGAGGAUGCAAAUAUGAAGAGAACAUUACCUCCUGAUGCACAGCGGCUCGGAUCACGGCCCGGCGGCGAGUCCCGGUGCCCAUAGCCCAUACCCAAAGAAUGGCAGAAGUUCUUGUAGAACUGUUGUUUCUGCUAGUCAGUCCACCCCUCUCUUCUUCUGACAUGUUUAACAUACCGGCAGGAUAAAUCGAGUAAGCUUUUGACUCCUGCUAUCAGUGAUGAAAAUAGUUCUGUCGUAUAUUUUCGGUGGACAAGUUAUUCAAUGUCUAAACUGCGCCCGCUCAUCGUAUAGUAAUAAUCCGCAUUCAUCAGUUUUCUCCUGUGCUGGAAAUCAAGGGGGUGCUA
Molecule: messenger RNA, 1873 nt
Organism: Oryza sativa Japonica Group (Japanese rice)
Lineage: Eukaryota; Viridiplantae; Streptophyta; Magnoliopsida; Poales; Poaceae
Product: serine/threonine-protein kinase STY13
Biological process (GO): signal transduction; protein phosphorylation
Cellular component (GO): cytoplasm
Molecular function (GO): protein kinase activity; ATP binding
Source: RefSeq, a predicted model, not a curated record